ACACACUUGCAUUUUAGCUCCCGAGGGUCUCAUUGGAAAUUUAAGUCAACCUGCCUCCGUUCUGUAGCUUCUGAUCAAACAGUUUAUAGGACCUUACCAUCUCUCUCCAUGGCUCUCCUGUGCUGCGGCCUGAUGGUACUGCUGUGUUGCUUUGGUUCGGCCUCGGCCACUGUUGGUGCAGACAUGGACUACGGAGGCAUCCCUCUGUGGAUUAACCGCCUGCUGGGUGAGCCCAGCGUGCUGAGUCUGCAGGGACGGAUGGAUCCGGCCUGGUUCCGAGCUAACAAUCCCCUGGCUUGCCCUGAGCAGUGUGACUGUCCCAUCCAGUGGCCCACAGCACUCUACUGCGACCACAGAGGUCUGGCAGACAUCCCUGAGCGACUGCCAGACAGAACCCAAUACCUGUUUCUUCAGGGUAACAACAUCUCGUCCCUUCCCUCAUCUGUCCUGACCAACAUCACUGGUCUACGCUGGCUCAUCUUGGACAACAACAAGCUGCAGAGUGACAAGCUAGAGCAGGCCUCCCUGCAGAACCAGACCCAGCUGUGCUACUUUUUCGCCAACCACAACCACCUGACUUCAGUGCCCAGUGCUCUGCCAGCUGGACUCAAACAGUUGCGACUGGCUCACAACCAAAUCAGCAGCAUCAGCCCGAAAGCUUUCCAGAAACUGCAAAACCUGACGCUGCUGCUGCUGCAGGGAAACAGACUGCAAACCAUCAGAGAGGGAGACCUCAAAGGCCUGAUUAGGCUGAAUCUGUUGGACCUCAGUGGAAAUUCGUUCUCAGUUGUCCCCAAACAUUUACCUCCCUCCGUCCAGCAGCUCUACCUGUCUAACAACUCUUUCUCUGCACUGGAUGAGGACAGUUUUGUGGGAUUUGUCAACCUUAAGUACCUUCGUCUAAGUCAGUGUGGCCUGCAGAACCUCGGCAUCCACCCGCAGGUCUUUAACUCCUCCAGCUUGGUGGAGCUGGACUUGUCUUAUAACAAACUUAUUGCUAUUCCGACUGUUCCCACCACCCUGCAGAACCUCUACCUGGAGGCCAAUCAGAUACAAGAGUUCAACGUGACCAGUUUCUGCAGAGAGGUGGGACCUCUAUCCUACUCCAGGAUGAAAAUCCUCCGAUUGGAUGGAAACAAAUUGUCCUACCAUCUGCUGCCUCCUGACUGGGUGUUCUGCCUGCGAGUGCUUCGAAGUAUUUACAUCUGACUCCACCUUCUGAACAUGAAUCAAAUCUACAAGUACUGUAUGUGACUGGCCAACCUCAUCUAGUGCUACAAAGUAAAAAUCAUGACUCAACUUACAGUUUUCAUUUUGUUGUCCAACUCAUCAUCAGUGAACUCAAACAACCCAGCCUUAAAGCUUGAAACCAGAGACAAAGACUGUAAUUCAUUAUGCCUUCAAUAUGUGGAUACACAGCCAAAGGAAAACUGAGCCUCAAAAGCUGCUGAGCUCGAACUUCAUGCUAAACCAAAGUUAUUUAAUGGUAAUGCAACAAGUUAUGAUCAAAACUUUUCUCAUAUCAUCAGUGUAGCCCUUUGGGUUUUUCUCUCUCAUUCCAUGUUUUCCAAGUUCUGCCUCAUCAGGGUUGUACAUCUGUGUGUUAUUACUGAAUAGGAACGGUGACAAACCCUCUCAUUUCUGACUUUACCGAAUAACGCGCUCUGGUUAAACUGAGCUGUCUCAGGGCAAAAGGAAACAUGAUGCAUGUAUGAGUGGCAAAAAUCAGUAGCUUUCCCAUGAGGGAAUCUGACUCAGUUAGCUGGACAGUGUUUAACAGCCACACCAUGUCCACGCAUGGAGCUGGGCGAAAUAAAAAAAAAUCUUGAUGA
Messenger RNA from Stegastes partitus (bicolor damselfish), 1832 nucleotides. Its product is annotated as lumican. Gene Ontology annotation, molecular function: protein binding. The transcript has 5 exons. The record is from RefSeq and is a predicted model, not a curated record. NCBI's taxonomy places the organism in Eukaryota, Metazoa, Chordata, Actinopteri, Pomacentridae. Bases 109 to 1209 code for a protein of 366 amino acids.